Messenger RNA from Drosophila subpulchrella, 9283 nucleotides. It is a transcript of the gene heph, whose product is annotated as polypyrimidine tract-binding protein 1. Gene Ontology annotation, molecular function: mRNA binding. The coding region runs from base 2969 to 4723 and encodes 584 amino acids. Lineage: Eukaryota; Metazoa; Arthropoda; Insecta; Diptera; Drosophilidae. The record is from RefSeq and is a predicted model, not a curated record. Gene Ontology annotation, cellular component: nucleus. Gene Ontology annotation, biological process: regulation of RNA splicing; mRNA processing. The transcript is spliced from 13 exons.
UAACCCGUUCCAACUCUGUCCGCCGCUCAGCUCGUUGGCUCUCUAUAGGAAUCGAAUCGAAUCACCUAGUAUAACAGCAGCAGUAGCAUCGUAUCAUCGUACCAUCGUAUCACCGUAUCAUCGGGUCGGUAGCCCGUCUGUUCCCUGGUUCCGUUCAGUUCAGCUCAGCCAUCACCGAAAGUUGGCGUCGCAGUCGCAGUUGCCGUCGCCGUCAGCGCCCAAAACCAACCACCGCCACACACCUCCGCAACGCCAGCGACAUCCUCUCCACCACCGCUUGUAGCAACAUCAGCAGCAGCAGCAGGAGCCAGAACGCCAGAGCCCCAGAACACUCUCUCACACACUCUCCACUCACUCACGAAUUUCAAUAUCCAAAUCAAAGUCGGGUUCAAAUCGAAAACAGCCGCAACAGCAGCAACAACGCCUCGCAAGCAGCACGCGGAUAAUGAUAAAAAGAAAAUAACACGCGCAGUUCGCAUCCAGUGCCCGACUUGAACAGAUCACAUCAGUCCAGAUCCAGAUCCAGAUCCAGUCCCCGAGAAUAUUAUAAUCGAAGCUUCACAAUCACAAAUUGAAAAGUAAAAUCGAAUCGACUUCCGGCUUCGUGGUGUUUUCACUUUUUGCGCGUGUGAAUCAAAUUAAAAGUCCCAACCAAAAACUCGACUCUAAUUUUCAUUUCCCAGUGUCUCUAUCGCACCUUGCGCUCUCUAAAAUAGCCAUAAUUACAAGAUCCGCAACAACAGCAAUAAAACCUAACAAAAAUAUUGAUUGAAAAUAAAAUCAAGAGAAUCCACCACAACAAAUAAAAACUUCACUUCUCAUCCAACUUCAACGACUCUGACUCGACACUUAAUUGCAUUCAGAAACCGACAUAGAAAUGCCUGACAAGUCCCAGCAUAUAUGAAAUAAAUCCAGAGCUAAAAGCAACAAAACUCCAAACGAACUCCCUGGUAUUUUUCUAAGCCCCAACCGAUCCCCAUCCGAAAUCCGCCCCGCCCAAAAACCCAUCAGCCAUCAAAGCACUACCGAGCAGAAUCCACUAAAAAUCAAAUCUGAAGAAAACAAAAUAAUAUCAAAUUAAAAUCAUACAGAAAGGCACAAAACAAGAAACAGGCAAAAAGUGGUGAAUUGUUGCUAAAUCAAAAGAAUUUCAGUCGGUACAGAACAGUAUUUUAAAUUAUAUAUACGAACUAAGUGUAAUCAAAGUUUUGCAAAAGAUAUUUACAAAAAUCAAGAUCCUGUUGAGACAUACACGAGAGAAUUGUGAAUUUUAUAGAAAUUUAUAUAUCAAUAUAUAUCUAUAUAUUUGUAUGUUCGGUUGUUAAUUUUGAGCGUAAUUUAAAGGGGCAUUUGAACGCUGAUAAGUGGUGGGGGAAAUCAAUUAAAAAAGGUGACCACAAAGGGCAAAUUAGCAAGAACAAGAAAUAAUAAAGGUGAUAGGCAGGAAGGUUGAAGAAAACGACGACAGAGAAGCGAGAGAAUGCAAAGGUUGUUAAAUUGAAAAUUAAGUAUAAAUAUUUACAAGGAGAGAAAUAAACCCGUUAAAUAGAAACAUAUCAGCAUCAAAGUACGGCAAGCAAACAAUUAGAAGGCAAGCGAAAGAGGCCGCGGAAGAUGAGAAAAAUUAAACAGAAGUAGAAGGAAUAGUUGUAUAAAUAUUGAUGCUACUAAACAAUCAAACCAACCCCAGAUUACCCUGCAAAUAAAGCAAAGUAGCCAAUUUUGAAUAGCUAAAUCUCUGUCUUUGCACACUGACGAAAUAUCGGUUGUAGGAAGGCGUAGGCAAAGUCAAUUUGUAAUUCGUAAGCAAGCAACGUCAAUCAGAGACCCACUCAAUCUCAAUCACUCUCAAUCGACAUUUUAAUGUAACCACAGCCAGAUUUUCCUAGCUUUGUCUCUAGCAUACAGUAAGGGGUUAACGUUUUUAAGGGAAUAGGGUUAAAGUGGGAUCGCCGGGUCUAAUCAAUGCCUCGAUCGACAAGAAAUCGCGUUUUGACAAUCACACGAAAUUAGCGUAUUUCAUAUACACAUCAGAUAUAUCGCCUUCGCGCGUAAUAUAGGAUUUAUAUACAUCUUCUCUACAGCAUAUAUUUAUAAAAAACUUUUGCUAGCCUUGGCACUUUACAGGUCUUAAAUCGAACCUCUAUUCUAUGACAAUCUCUAAGACAACCACUCUCCUCUAGAAAACUUCGAGGCUUAAGAACAAUUAUAGCGGUCUAUACAAUCUACAAUCAUCUUGCAAUCAAUCAGAACUUUAAACAAUCUUCAAACGGUUUUCAAAUCUCUAAACACAUAUUUAUACACAUCUAAGCUAUUAGUCAGACACAGUAGUGAUAUAUUAGCAUAUUAACAUUUUUAAAAAAUAGUUUAAAAUACGCUCAAAAUCAGAUAAAUCGUAGUAGUCGUAAAACUAAACUUGUUAGCUGUUUUCUUGUCCAUCGACUAAGUGUAGCAACAAUUUGCGUAAAGCUUUACGUCACACAAUUGGCAUAGCUGACAUCGAAAACUUAUUCAAUUGGCAUUAUAGUAUAUCAGUAAGCAGAGCUCAUAUAUUCACCAAAAAACACGCAAAUCAACAAACCCUGUGCAAUUUCCCCAUCAACCAAACCCGUCAAGAAAAUACCAAAAAAACCGAAAGUCUUACACUCAAAACGCGCCAAACAGUAAAAACUCUCGAGAAACAACCAAGUGCUAAAAACAGAAGCGGAGGAAAUUUUAAUCAACAUUUGUUGCCAAUAAAACUGUCAUCAUUGCCGCGUUAACAGAAACCACGGCGUCAGCAGCGAUUGCAGCGCUCAGUAUCAGCAGCAGCUCUCAAGCGUCGCUAGCCGCCAACGCCCCCGUCACGCCCACACCCAUCACGCCCACACCGCCGCCCACUUCGUCAGUGGCAGGAGCAGCAGCAACGGUAAAGAGCGAGAUCGUUGCAUCCGAUUCGGCCGAGUCCUCCCCUAUACAAGAUUUAAUAAUGCGCGGAAGCGACGAACUUUUGAGUCAAGCAGCAGUCAUGGCGCCCGCUUCCGACAAUAACAAUCAGGACCUGGCCACAAAGAAGGCCAAGCUGGAGCCGGGCACCGUGCUGGCCGGCGGAAUUGCCAAGGCCUCCAAAGUCAUCCACUUGCGCAACAUUCCAAACGAGUCCGGCGAGUCGGAUGUGAUUGCCCUGGGCAUUCCGUUCGGACGUGUGACCAACGUGCUGGUGCUCAAGGGCAAGAACCAGGCGUUCAUAGAGAUGGCCGACGAGAUCUCCGCCACGUCGAUGGUGUCCUGCUACACAGUCAAUCCGCCCCAGAUGCGCGGCCGCAUGGUAUAUGUGCAGUUCUCCAACCAUCGCGAGCUGAAGACGGACCAGAGUCACAACAACUCGGUUGUCCAGAGCGACUACCGCAUCCAGUCCCCGGCGGGCGGAUCGCCCCUGCCCCUCUGCGCCGCCGCCAACGCGACCAGCAACAAUGCCAACAGCUCCGGCGACAGCAACAGCAGUGCCGUGGGCAUCUUGCAGAACAACACGAGCGCAGUGAACGCGGCCGGAAACAACACGAAUUCGGCCGGAGGACCCAACACGGUGCUCCGUGUGAUCGUGGAGUCGCUGAUGUACCCCGUCUCGCUGGACAUUCUGCACCAGAUUUUCCAGCGCUACGGCAAGGUGCUGAAGAUCGUCACCUUCACGAAGAACAAUUCAUUCCAGGCGCUGAUCCAAUAUCCGGACGCCAACUCCGCCCAGCACGCCAAGUCGCUCCUGGACGGCCAGAACAUAUACAACGGCUGCUGCACGCUGCGCAUUGACAACAGCAAACUGACGGCGCUGAAUGUGAAGUACAACAACGACAAGUCUCGGGACUUCACGAACCCCGCGCUGCCGCCAGGUGAACCGGGGGUGGACCUCAUGCCCACCGCCGGAGGACUGAUGAACACCAACGAUCUGCUACUGAUCGCCGCCCGGCAGCGGCCUUCUCUCACAGGUGAUAAAAUAGUCAACGGCCUGGGCGCCCCGGGAGUCCUGCCGCCCUUCGCCCUGGGCCUGGGCACUCCGCUGACCGGCGGGUACAGCAACGCCCUGCCCAACUUGGCCGCCUUCUCGCUGGCCAACAGCGGCGCCCUGCAGACAGCCGCUCCCGCUAUGCGCGGAUACUCGAAUGUUCUGCUCGUCUCGAAUUUAAAUGAGGAGAUGGUCACGCCUGAUGCUCUCUUUACCCUCUUUGGUGUAUACGGCGAUGUGCAACGUGUAAAGAUUCUGUACAACAAGAAGGACUCGGCACUCAUUCAGAUGGCGGAGCCCCAGCAAGCUUAUUUGGCCAUGUCUCACCUUGAUAAAUUACGUUUAUGGGGCAAGCCGAUACGUGUGAUGGCCAGCAAACACCAGGCCGUGCAGUUGCCCAAGGAGGGACAGCCGGACGCCGGACUCACACGUGACUACUCGCAGAACCCGUUGCACCGCUUCAAGAAGCCGGGCAGCAAGAACUACCAGAACAUUUAUCCGCCAUCGGCGACACUGCAUUUAAGCAACAUUCCCUCAUCCUGCUCUGAGGAUGACAUCAAAGAAGCCUUCACCUCAAACAGCUUCGAAGUCAAAGCAUUCAAAUUUUUCCCGAAGGACCGCAAAAUGGCGCUGCUGCAGCUGUCGUCCGUGGAGGAGGCCGUUCUGGCGCUGAUCAAGAUGCACAACCACCAACUGUCCGAGUCUAACCAUCUGCGCGUGAGCUUCUCCAAGUCGAACAUCUAGAAUCCGAUCCGAAGUCAGGUUUACUGAACCUGACUGGGUGCCUCCGGCGGGUACAGCUACAUGCAGAUGCACCAGCAACACCUACAGGUCUAUUGGCAGCAACAGAUACAAACUAUAAUCCGUAGUACAAGAAGAAUGCACGCAAACUUCUACUGAAAAGGCAGACGCCAGAAGCACCACCCACCCAAUCCAACAGAACAACCAGCGGCAACAAUCGAUGCAUGAGCUAUACCAAUUUUAAUCAGAGCAACUCACUCUAGGAACUGUUUCUGUUUUAUACCCCACCCCUGCGGUGGAACAGAACAAAAACAAACGAGGAGUCUUACUAAAUUGAUAAACAAAAAGUCAACUAAAAAUAAAUAUAACUUCAAAUUUACGCGAAAAUAGCAUUUCAACUUACGGCGCACGCAGACAACAAAGCAAGCAAACCACAAACAAAACAACCCACUAAACAAUCAGCAACAUCGUAACUUAAGCAUAACUUUAAAACUAUAGUUCUUAAGAAAAUUGCAUUGCAUAACAAAAACAAAAGAAAACAAAAAGUAUAAAGAGUAGACAGAGAAAAGUAUGUUUAAUGUGAAGAGAAGAUCGUAAAUUAGAAAUAUUUUUAGUGCACUGUACUGUGUUUUGGUUUUAAAAAACGACAGAAAGUCAAGAACAAACUGAAGAGAGAAAUUAUGUUAAAAAUGAAUUAAGGCAAAGUUUUAUUAUGUACAUGAUGCUGUUAUUAUAUUUUAAAUGGAUGCAACUUAACUUUAAUUUUUUACAAGUGUGCAACUUCAAUCGAAGCAAUCGCAUACACGUAGCUCGUAAAUGUUUUCAUUUUGCUAGACUUAAAAAGAAAGGAAGGAUUUAGAGAGACGGUCCCGAAUAGCACACCGAGUCCUAAGCACAUUGAAGUAAAGCGAGGCGAUGUGAAAUAACGUUAAAUGGAAUUUAAGAAGAUUGUAUUAAAUUUAAUAACCUAAAUAAAUCGAGAACUUGGACACUGCGGAGAUAUAUACUUGGGACGUCCGUUUGUUUAGAACUACGGGAGAGUAAUAAUUUUAAAGGCAGUUAAAUCAACGCGUACGUAAACCCUUUGUGUGUAUGUAUAUGUAAAUGUUGUUAAGCUAGCGCAAAUUAUACACAAACGAUCAAAUAUACAUAUGAAUAAGUAUGUAUUGAACUACAACAAACCAUGAAACAGGAAAUUAAACAAAUUUUAAGCUACAAAAGUAUAAUCUUAAAAAAGAAAUCAAAACAGAAGGUAAUUAUAUUUAAUCAUAGACAUACUGGUAACGAAAGACAUAUACGUGUUUUAGCAACAAAACUGAAUGAUUUUUUGAUAAUUUUACAAGAACCCACAACGGACACCACACAAAAACACACGCGACAUACACACACUCACAGAAGCGAACAAAUACAGACAAAUAUGAAAGUUUAUAUAUAUUUAGAAAGUGAAAUUAUUUAUACGUUGGAGCAAAGAACAAACAAAAUGAGAAAAAACUAAUAAAAAGCAAAAAACACAAAAUGGUUAAAAAAUCAACUAAUUGUAACUUACAUGAUAUGGAUUUAGAUUGUAAGCAUGAGUAGCAGUGAUCGUAAUUUAAAAUUAAAAGAAACACAAACACAAAGGAAACAAGUAAUUCACAAUACAAAAUCCACAAGAAUGGUAAAAUUAAAUGAAUAUAUUUAAACGAAAAACGUGUACGAAAAGCAACAGUAAAAUAUUGUAAAAUGUAAAAUUUAUGGAAGUACUAUAUUUACAGUUAUCAAACAAUCGCGCAGGCAAUACAGAAAUAUGGUCAAAAGGGGCAAUAUGAACGAGAAAAGGUUGACGAAAACCUACCUACAUUUUCCAUGUAACACAGAAAGCUUACCAAACGUUUUUGAGCCAACUCUAGCGUUUCAUAUACAUACUGCAACUAGCUAUCUAACUAACCUUAACCUUAAACCUAUUUAUCAUACUUACAUAUGCUCUAUGUCUAUGUCUACUACUUAUAUAUACACUAUAUACACGUUUUGUUAGCGCAUCGAAGCAAAGUAAAGCGAUAUGAUAUACGUCUAUAUCAGACCCACGACUGCUAGAAUUUCAAACGAGAACUCUUGACAAAUCAAAAUUUCAUAAAAGUAUUUAGCGAACUUAACUCUACAACUGCAUUCAACCGAGGCAACCCAGACUAUGAAAAACAAAAGCGAUUGCACACCCUCACACCAUCAACUUAAACUAAACAAUCAGCAAAGGUUAAGACGGGAAUCAGGACGAUGUCCUUGCUGUUCGUUGGUAUGCAGCGUUCAAAGAGUAAUCAAAUAUUUAGCCCAACGAUAAUAUAGAUACAAUGGCGCUACUGCGUGUAAAUGUUGAUAGUGAACACGACACCGAGCAGCAUACGAAUUAAUAGAACUAAUGCCGAACACAAAAUACAGAUACCUAUUACGAAUAUACAUUAAAUUCAGAUAUCAGUAAAAGUACAGUAAAGAAAGGCGAUGGCGAGGAGUCGGAUGCGCAGAGUAGACAAUGCAGCUAAUUGACAAACAGUACACUAAAAAGUAUUACUUUACCAAGUAGAGAAACAAAUAACGAUUAAUUUACAAUUUAAUUGAAAUCCCGAAAUUGAGAGCCUGCAAAAAAGAGGAGGAAUGAAUGAAGGAAGCAACCGGUGCGUUGCAUUGGGCCAAGUCAAACUGUCGAACUGAAAGUGAUCUUGUUCGGCGGAAGCGCAGGACAAAGUAAUCAAAGUAACAGAAUUGCAUAACUUAGUGAUGGAGUCUUACAGAAACCAACAGUUUUAAGUUGUACAUUACUAGUUGCAAGAAGAGAUAUUACCAAAAUGCAAAGUGAAACAUAAAUCGAAGACUAAUCGUGAAUUACAUAUAUACAAGAGGAGCACAUUUUCGAAUGUUGUGGGCCUUGUGUGCCAUGAGGCGACAUUACCCACGCAGGCUUACAUGUGUGCUACUUUUACAGUUAGAAGAAACCAGAUAUAUAUGUGUAUGUACUAUAUGUAAUUGUAGCUAUAACUAUACAUUAAUGUGUCGAUGAAAAUGCAGCAAUUUAUUAGAGAAAUAGCGAUUGAGUCAACAUGGAACGCAGUCAGAGAGUUAAAACUAAACACGAACUACAAUCAAAUCAACUUAGAAAAGAGAAACAAAAUCAGUUUUGAGUUACGGAACCACAUGCGCAACAUAUACGACAUGAACAGAAACAUAUCAGCAUUGUUUGACACAUGAGUAGUUUAUUUAGACCCCCAACUUUGUUCUCCAGAUCACCUCAUUUGCUUGAGUUCCGCCUUGUUCGAGACCGCCUCUGUUCAGUAUAGUCCAAGUACACACACAGGGUUGUUAGAAUAAAAUGAAAGAAAGAUGGGAAGUGAUCCCGAUAGAAAGCGAAUAUUACGCAUACACUUAGAGCAGCGCAUGCUACAAAUUGUUAGUUCGGCAAAAGUCUAAAAAAACGUAUUUAAGAAGUAAAGAAGCGCUGAAGUCAUAGAUGGAAGCAUAGGGAAUUUGUUCAGAGUUUUUGAAGAGACAGGCGAUAAGACAUAAUAAAGUUGAGAUGCAUAUACUAAUUUGUACAGUUUACCAGUUUGUGUUAAAUGUUUUUUUAAACAAUUCGAUGUGGUUUUUAGAGAGGUCAAAAAGCGCAAAUCAAAAAACGUUGUUACGUUUAUGGUUUUGUUUAUUUGGUUUGUUCAAUUAGACAAACGUAUAAAACUGAUAUACAAUACAUUACCUUUACUUAUAGUUAGCUAAAUCUGUAUGUGUUUUACAUGAUGCUUUUAACCGAAUUGUUUUUCACAGCAUUUGAAUUGCGUUUUUGAGAUACACAGUACAGAAUAAAAGUUGACAACAGGCAGAAGUUCCUACUUUUUAGUAAAAACGAUUAAUAGUUAAAACAUAACUAACAGAAAUAACUUGCAGCAGAGAAUUUAAUACCGAUACACAUAAAACAAAAACGAUUUUAAUUCGAUUGUCUUCGCCAUUGCCACUUUCCUUUAGCGCUUGCUUUUAUUAAAGGUUUGAUUUCCUUGGUCUGUCUAAUACUUGUGAAUAUAUGGUGCGGUUUUUCAUAGGUCAGGCAUUAUUGCAAAAUUUAAAUAGGGGCCAAGUUUUAAAUAUUAACAAUUAAAACCUAACAAUGGUAUGACUAAAGUAAAGAGGGAUCCUGGCAUUGGCCAGUUGCCUAUUUGUGUUAUUGGUACCCACUCUUCAGGAGGAAUUUUUAAGAAAAAAAUAAUGUCAGUCACCGCUUACUUUCCGGCAUCAGCUACUGUGAAUCGUUGCAAGUGAGAAAGCUUAGCAUUCUGCCCUUGACUCUUAACUGCUUUACAAACCCAACUGCGAAUAGACACACGCGAAACAAUCAACAUUUCUAAAAUCAAACUUUUAGUAUACACCAAGCAAGAACACUUUGAAACUUUUGUGCUCUCUAAUUGUACAACUAAUGGUAAUACGACAAAAUAAUCAUUUUAUGCUCUAAAUGAAAAAAAAGUAAAACUAAACGGCGAUGUUUACGUAUUGCAAGAUUUUUCUCACCAAAUUUUACUACAAAUCUCUUAUGUGUAUUGUAUAUAAAAA